Hymenoscyphus albidus is the source of this 1823-nucleotide messenger RNA. The record is from the annotation of a GenBank genome assembly. NCBI's taxonomy places the organism in Eukaryota, Fungi, Ascomycota, Leotiomycetes, Helotiales, Helotiaceae.
UAGGGAUAUGAUUUCCCUUUUGGGCCUUCCGCUAUUCCGACCCGACAGCAAAAGGUUAUAUACAGGCUCAUGUCCUGCCUCUCUAAUUUUUUCUCAGUCCAUACCUCCCUCAAUUAUCUGUUUACCAGAAAGGUCUCAUAAGCUCGAUGCGAUUACUCUGUCGUACUUGGCUAACUUCGAAACUUCAAGCCACUCCCCAAGUCCUUCGCCUUCAAUACACCGGGAUGGCGGGGCCACCCAGAAAAGAGGGAGAUAUCUCUUCUGUCUUUGUUUCUCUCUCUGGCGUUGCUCCCACGCCUCUUCCGCAUCGUUUUAUAGACCUCAAGAAAGAACUCACUGAAGGCCAUGAAGAGGCUCUAACAGCAAGUUGGGGCAGGCUUUUAAAGGCUAUUGAUGCAGAGGUCAAAUACAUUUUCAGUCGCGGGUCUUCGGUGAUACCCAGCAUCGAAUUUUCAGAACUGGACAACAACCCAGCUGAGUUCCGGGCAGAGCUGAGAAAAAGAGGUGUUGGCGUUGUGAGAAAUGUGGUGCCUUCGAAAGAGGCUAGAGCAUAUAAGGAUGAAAUUGAAGCGUAUGUCAAGGCUAACCCUUCAACCAAAGGUAAGAACACUGUACAUUGUCUCUUAUACAUAGUUAUCUCCCUUCUUCUCCAAAGCCAGUUCGAAGUUUAGGCAUCGAUUUCGGCCGAUGCAAAAAGAUAAGGAGCUGUAUGGAUAUAUCUUGAGACUCGCUAACCGCUUCCAGGCUUCCCCAAGGAUGACCCAUGCGUCUUCGAGCUCUACUGGUCUCCAGCUCAGGUAAAAGCUAGAGCUCAUCCAAAUCUCCUUCAAGCUCAAUCACUACUCAUGAAUACAUGGCAUUCAAAAAAGGACUCCAAAGCCCCCAUAUCCAUGACGACCCCACUAUCGUACGCAGACCGAGUACGCAUCCGUCAACCAGGUGAUACAGGCUUCGCACUUGGACCCCACAUUGACGGUGGAAGUGUCGAGCGCUGGGAGAAGAAUGGUUAUGGCAAGUCGGGUGUUUAUGACAGCAUCUUCGCUGGCGACUGGGAAUCCUACGAUCCGUGGGAGUCGAGUUGUCGUCUUGAAGCCGUCACGGAUCUGUACCAGGGCGCUGGAGCGUGUACUAUGUUUCGAAUGUUCCAAGGUUGGCUCAGCAUGUCUAACACCAAGCCUGGAGAAGGAACACUCCAAGUCAACCCCAUGAUUAAAUUAACUACCGCAUACACAUUACUUCGUCCAUUCUUUCGGGCUAUUACACCCUUUGAAAUAGAUGUCUCUGGAGCGCCAAGUCAGAAAUAUCUCGAUGCCUCAAAUUGGGCUUUCGAACCAGCUUAUAAUUCCGAAAUCCAAGGCGCAGCAUUGGGAAAUAGUCAAGAGCUCAACACGGAACUGCAUCCUCAUCUCCACCUCUCACAAUCCAUGGUUCACGUCCCGGAAAUCAAUCCCGGAGACUACGUCGUCUGGCACUGCGAUGCCAUCCACGCAGUUGACAAAGUCCACGCAGGAAAAAGCGAUUCUAGCGUCCUGUACAUCCCCUGUUGUCCUUUGACGGAAAAGAAUGCAGAGUAUCUCGAGUUGCAGCGUAUUGCGUUCCUGACAGGAACCCCCGGACCAGACUUCCCCGGUGGAAUCGGCGAGAGUGAACAUGUUGGACGACCAAAAGUUGCAGAUUUAAUGAAGAGUUCGGAAACGAUUGGAUUGCAAGCUAUGGGAUUGGAAUACUUUGAUUUUUCGGAGGGCGCAAGUGUGGGUGAAAGAAAGGUGUUUAGGAGGGCGAAUGAGAUUUUGGGGUUUGGCGUGUGAUUAAAAUCCCCCAUA